UUAUUUAUUAAUCAUCGUCUUAAUUCAUUGAAUAUCUCUCUCUCUAUAUAUAUAUAUAUAUAAAUGGCUAUUGAACUACUUUAUUAGUUUAUAGAGCUUAUAAUCAGUUGUAAACUUGGCAACAGAAACUGAAAAUAAAUGUCAUCAACUUUCCUUGAAGGCGUUGGCGAUGAAGUCAUCUAUGCAUGUCUCCUCACUAUAUUGCCAUUCAUUCUAAUUACAAUUUUUGCGACCAUGAAAAAACGUUAUAACCAUCAAAUAAUCCAUCCUGAUAGUCUAGAAAAUGUUCAAACUGCCCGAGAACACUUGAACCGUGUCCCUAUAAGCAAUCCUAAUCGAAGACAAAAUGAAUCGAAUUGUCCUGUUUGUCUUGAUGAUCUUUCUUUUGGAGUUGAAACAAAUUGCGGUCAUGUAUUUUGUGCUAGCUGCAUCAUUGCUUACUGGCAUUAUGGAUCAUGGCUAGGUGGAAUUAAGUGUCCGGUUUGUAGGCAAAAGGUUACUCUUUUAUUACUUUGUUUCACCGAUGCAGAAACUCGUUCUACGACACAAGAACGAGCUGAUAUACUUAAUCAAAUUCAUGAUUAUAAUCGAAGAUUCUCAGGAGAACCUCGAUCUAUAAUGGACUAUCUCAAUGAUAUCCCAACUCUUCUACGACACUGUCUACAAGAACUUUUCUCAUGGAAUGGACUUAUGAUAAUAUUUCGUAUGCGAAUUACGAUCUGUGCCGUAUUUGGGAUAUGUUAUCUUAUUUCACCAUUAGAUAUAAUUCCUGAAGCUGCUUUCGGUUUGUUUGGACUCUUAGAUGAUGUCUUUGUUCUUUCUUUGAUGGUUGUUUAUAUUACAAUUGCUUACAGGGAACUGGUGGCCAACCGCUUAGGGGGUUGAGUGACCCCGUUCCCAGCCUCGACUUUAUGUUCUUGUAUUUGUUACUGCUGUUUUAACAAAUUCUCAGAUAUGACCGUUCAUUAUACACACUGCCAUUAAUACUCACUGCUCUUCAAAAAUGUUUCUUUUCUGGCAAUAAGCAAUAUAGAGUGUAAAUUAAUAUAUUCUCAUCGUUUUGAGCACACAACUGAACUGCAAUGGUAAAUAGUCAUUAGCGUGUGUGUGUGUGCGUAUAUAUGUGUAUGUACACACAUGUAUAUAUGCACACACACACACGUGUGUGUGUUUGCUGCAUAUAAUGGUGAUUUAAUCUGGAGCUGCUAAAUCUUUUUCGUUCAAUGAACGGUUUCUGUGUUGACCUAAUUAUCUCCCUUUGUCUGCACAAACGGGCAAAUUUCUGAAGCUUUAUGGAAAAUAAAGCGAAACAUUACAGAAAACAUUUCAGUAAAAUUUACUGACUUUGGAUAAGAUAAGUUUUAAUAAUUGAAAACUGAAGAGUUUUUCAUAAUUUCCCGUUUUAUCUGAAAAUAUUUUCUUAAAAAAAAAAAAGACAAAAAACAUUUGAAUGUUAGAAUUUUAUAAAAUUAUGACUUACAAAAUCUAAUUGAA
This is a messenger RNA of Octopus bimaculoides (California two-spot octopus), 1494 nucleotides long. RefSeq names its product E3 ubiquitin-protein ligase RNF170. Lineage: Eukaryota; Metazoa; Mollusca; Cephalopoda; Octopoda; Octopodidae. The record is from RefSeq and is a predicted model, not a curated record. Gene Ontology annotation, molecular function: ubiquitin protein ligase activity.